CUAAAAAUACAAAUUAUAUAGAAAAAUUUCAGUGAAGAGAGAAACUUGAGCCAUCGAAAAACGAAUGAUGAAGGCUGUAUCAAUUGAAUCUGGAGAAGCAUCAAAGGCUAUAGGUCAUGGUGUGAACAGAGGACUCUCUGUAUUUGAUCUUGUUCUUCGUAUCGUCGCGAUUGUUGGUACCUUAGCAGGAGCUGUGGCAAUGGGAACUGCUGAACAAACUCUUCCUUUUGCCACACAACUUGUGCAAUUUUCAGCUCAAUAUGAUGAUUUUGACUCAUUUAAGUUGUUCGUGAUUGUGAAUGCAAUAGUAUGUGCAUAUCUUGCUCUUUCUCUGCCAUUUUCCAUCUUUCAUAUUAUGAGGAGCAGAGCAGGAAAAAGUCGGAUUUUGCUCAUCUUCCUUGACGCGAUAAUGCUGGUUCUUCUCACAUCUGGAGCGUCUGCAGCAACUGCCAUUGUGUAUUUAGCACAUACUGGGAACACUUCUGCAAACUGGUUUUCAGUUUGUCAACAGUAUACCGAUUUCUGCCAACGAUCUGCUGGCUCUCUCAUCAGCUCAUUUGGCGCGAUUGUGUGUCUUGUUCUCCUAAUCAUUUUCUCAUCUGUCGCGAUAUCUAGGCGAUAAAUCGAUGCUGUUUA
Messenger RNA from Solanum stenotomum, 636 nucleotides. RefSeq names its product casparian strip membrane protein 2-like. The record is from RefSeq and is a predicted model, not a curated record. Lineage: Eukaryota; Viridiplantae; Streptophyta; Magnoliopsida; Solanales; Solanaceae. The transcript has 3 exons. Bases 65 to 622 code for a protein of 185 amino acids.